AUGAAAACUUUACUUCGAAAAGAGGAUAAAUGGUAUUUUGACAAUAAAUAUUACACCUACGGAUGGGCUCCAGAGAGUAAAGUUCUUUCUGGUCAAUUUGCUGGUUACAGUUCUGAUACGUUCAAUAUCAAUCAAAUCAAUGAAAUUACUCAACAAACUGGUCAAGUACCAGCUAUUCUUGACUAUGAUUAUGCAUGUGGUUGGAAUUAUAAAACACCAACACAAUAUAUCAUCGAUUAUUCAUGUAGUACAUCAUUGAGAAAUCAUUGGAAUCAAGGUGGUCUCGUUACUAUAAAUAUGCACUUAGCAAAUCCAGUAUCAGCCAAUGGUGGUGGUGGUUAUAAAGAUCGAAUGAAUUUACGCUUUAUUGAUUUAAUUAAUGCAAAUACUGAAACAGGACGGCGAUGGCAAAUUUUUCUCGAUCGCAUAGCAGAAGGUUUGCAUGAGUUACAACGAGCCGAUGUUACAGUUUAUGUCGUCCAUUGCAUGAAAUGA
Molecule: messenger RNA, 495 nt
Organism: Rotaria socialis
Lineage: Eukaryota; Metazoa; Rotifera; Eurotatoria; Philodinida; Philodinidae
Source: the annotation of a GenBank genome assembly